UCCAAAGCUCAACACGCCUGUGGUAUAGUGUCUUUGUCCUCCUUCUGAAGCAACGCCCAAAAUCUUAUCCAGUGCGUCGCCAUGAAUAGAAUCUGCAAACAAGGUGUAUGCCUCACUAGAUGAUAGCUAGGUUGAUACAUCACAUACCUACCUGUUCAGUGUUCUCCAUUGUUACUCAUGCUUUCUGCUAUUCUUCUUGUUCUUGAUGGUACUCCGUACUAACUUGUUAUACCUACACGCAGUGCUAUCCAUUGUUACUCAUGAUACAAAUUGCUGUCUAUGUAGAGAUCUUUUCAUGAAAAAUAUGUCAUGAUGUUCAAUAACGAGUUUCCUUUCGAAUUCCAUUUCAUGAUGUAUUGCCAUCUUGUCUGUUGCAGGGAAAUGUGGAAGAAACUGAAUUUGGUUGUGUUGGGUUGGAUUUCCUUAAAUGCUACAUUCGGAGUCGUCCUAGCAAUGGGGUUGUACUACUAUGGGCUGCAGGCCACUAACCCUGCUUACUCUGUUGUCUUCCUGAACCUGAUCCCUAUUGUCACCUUCGUCAUCGCCAUCGUGCUCGGAGAGGAGAGGGUGGCGCUGGGGAAAUGGCCUGGCAGGAUGAUGCUCGUGGGCACUCUGACGUGCUUGGGUGGGACGAUGAUAGUGAGCCUGCUAAAAGGGCGGCUUCUGCACCUGUGGCCUACACACCUUCUGAAAUCCUCCCACGGCGGUGCGCCGGCGAGCGGUGCUCAUCACGAUGGCAUGGUCGCCGGCACACUCUUCUUGUGUGGCAGCUGCCUUAGCUACGCCUUGUGGUUCAUCGUGCAGGCAAGUCUUGGAAAGAUUUUCCCAUCAAAGUACUGGGCGACGACGUUGACGUGCCUGUCGGGAAGCUUUCAGUCUUUUGUGGUGGGCGUGAUCCUCAACCAUGACAGAGCAGAUUGGAGGCUCAAGUGGGACCUGCAGCUUCUGACGAUCGUCUACUCGGGCGUGUUCAACACGGGCAUCACCUUCGUUCUCAUCUCAUGGGCGGUGAGCCGGCGUGGGCCGAUCUACCCUCCCAUGUUCAACUCGUUGUCGCUGAUCAUCACUACGGUGAUGGACUCGGUGCUGCUCGGCACCAACAUCCACGUGGGAGGCGUGGUUGGGAUGUUGCUGAUCACCGUGGGGCUGUACGCGUUCCUGUGGGGGAAAGGCAAGGAGCUACAGGCUGCAAUGGUGAUGAAGAAGCCGGAGCAGGAGGAGGAGGGCGGAGUUGAGAUGGCCUAGCUAGCCUCUAAUAAUUUGUUAGCAAUUCUAUAGGAUGUAUGUUAUAGGUGGACGAUGAAGUACAGCUAGCGAGAGAGCAAAACAUAACAUCUUGUUGUGAUCGAUGAUGAGAGAUUGAUGAUAUCAUGACUGCACUAGUACUAAUGUAAUUUACAACAGUCAA
Setaria italica (foxtail millet) is the source of this 1408-nucleotide messenger RNA. Its product is annotated as WAT1-related protein At5g64700. Gene Ontology annotation, cellular component: plasma membrane. The transcript is spliced from 6 exons. NCBI's taxonomy places the organism in Eukaryota, Viridiplantae, Streptophyta, Magnoliopsida, Poales, Poaceae. Gene Ontology annotation, molecular function: transmembrane transporter activity. The record is from RefSeq and is a predicted model, not a curated record. The coding region runs from base 310 to 1245 and encodes 311 amino acids.